Molecule: messenger RNA, 1632 nt
Organism: Trypanosoma theileri
Lineage: Eukaryota; Euglenozoa; Kinetoplastea; Trypanosomatida; Trypanosomatidae
Exons: 1
Coding region: 1-1632 (543 amino acids)
Molecular function (GO): protein binding
Source: RefSeq, a predicted model, not a curated record
AUGAAGCAGCCGCAGGAGACCGUCAUCAAUGAGGCACUCAUACGCGAGUGUAUUUAUCUCCCACCAGCGUGCACAACUGAUGAAGAGCGGCUGCGUUUCGUGGGAGUGCGGGAAGAAAGUCAACGGCAGCAGCGGGCCAAGACGGCAAUGGAGACAAUGGAGUUGCAUAAGGUGUCAACACUUCUUGCGUCAUACAGACGUAUUGGAAAGAUUGAAAACCUUGUUGGUCUUGGAAAUCUAACAAAAUUAGCUUUAGAUAACAAUAAAAUCAGUGAAAUAAGUAACUUAGAACAUCUGAAAAAAUUACAGUGGCUUGAUUUGAGUUUUAAUCAGAUUACAAGGAUAACAGGCUUAGAAGAACUGGUAGAGCUGGAAACCCUUUCUCUUUUCUCAAACAAGAUUACAGUUAUUGAAGGAUUGGAUACUCUUAAGAAGUUAACCUCAUUGAGUGUGGGAAAUAACUGUCUUGAGGUUCUUGAGGAAACAGCACGAUAUCUGCAUCGCAUCAAAAGUCUUCGUAUUCUUACACUGAAAGGUAAUCGAUUUGAGAAACUACCACUUUAUAGAGUCCGUCUACUUGCCUUUGUUCCAACACUUCAAUUUUUAGAUGGUCGUAUUGUUUACCAAGAGGAGGUUCUAAAGGCACGAGAAGAGCAACGAGAAAACCUAAUGCCCAUUGAUGAAGAAGAUGAACGUGCGGCUACAGAGGCAAAACUAGCACAAGAAUUGGAAAAGGUACGAAAAGACUAUGAGCGAUAUAAUUGCCCUGAUGAAACGAAACUUUAUGAUGAAUUAUUUUAUUUGGAGACUGAUGGACGAAGUGUUGCAGAUUUGCUUCGUGCAGAUAUUGUUGCAUCAAUGUCAAAGGAUUUGUUGGAAAGAUUCCAGACAGAAUUCACAGAUAAGGCAAAGGAACUUGCAGAGUCUAUGAAAGUAAUUCGCGCCCGACGUGACGAUGAUGAGCGUGCUUUUACUGAAGCCGUUAAUAUCUACAAGCAAAAGAAUGCUAAUACAUGUAAAGCGAUUAUAAAACAAUUUGAAAAAGAAAUUAAAAAUCAUAUUCCUCGUACUAUGUGGGGACGAGAAAAUGAGGGUGAGGGUGUUUCUUCUGAUGUCAUCAGUGAGCUCGAGAAUCGUCUCCGUGAGGUGAAGCACCAGUUACUUGAGCAAGAGGCUGACCAAUAUGAUGCCUUGGAGUCUUUAAACACUGGAACAAUAGGCAAAUGGAAAAGUGAUGGCGUAGAUGUUAUUCUUCAGACUGCAUUUGAAAGCUUUCUGAAAAUGGAGUCAGAUUUCCAGGUUGCACUUCGUCAAGUUUUUGAUACUUUAUUCGAUCAGCGGCAAAAGCAAGAAACCUCUGCAGAAGCAUACCAUUUGGGAAAGCAAGAUGAGAACGUUAUGUCAAUUGUUGACAAUAGGGAAGAAUAUCAAAAGGUUUUAGGUGAUUGGUUUGAACUGCGAAGGAAACGUUUAGAGGAACUUGAACAAAUGUACAUUAGUAAUGAAGAGAAACUUCUCAAUGAGCGCUCUGCGCGUAUUUUGAAGGAGGAACAAUCUCGUCAUCGUGCUCGAUUAAAUGAAAUUCAUGAAUUUGUGGAACGAACAACUGCAUUACUGGAACGAGCGUGGUAG